Messenger RNA from Octopus bimaculoides (California two-spot octopus), 1152 nucleotides. RefSeq names its product EGFR adapter protein. The record is from RefSeq and is a predicted model, not a curated record. NCBI's taxonomy places the organism in Eukaryota, Metazoa, Mollusca, Cephalopoda, Octopoda, Octopodidae.
CACAUACGUUCACACACCACCCCUCGUUAAUUAGAUUUUAGUCAAUUGGUUUACACCACUGCCACUACAAUGACUAUUCAGGUACCAGCAUGUCGGAGCAAACAUUACCCUGCUAUGUGUACAACCUACCCCAGACUUCCACACUGACCACUGACCACUCACCACCCAUAUAUGAGUACCAACAACAGUUUAGUCAACACUUUCAUAGUUCUGAUCUAAAACAAACUCACAGACUAGAAUCUCUGAUGGGUCUUGACCGAAGUCACAUUGAAGAUGAGGCAUUACGGCAUGCUUCAUGGUACCAGGCCGGUAUUCCAAGAGAAAUUGCUCUGGAGAUCUUACAACAAGAAGAAGUUGGCUCUUUCAUUGUACGAGACAGCACCACCCACCCAGGAUGUUAUGCCUUAUCGGUUAAGGUGCCGAAAUAUGAAAAUCUGUCGGGCAUUUCCCAUUAUCUUAUCCUUAAAACACAUCGCGGGGUUAAGUUAAAGGGACUUGAUAAGGAAUGGCCAAACCUGGCAUCGCUGGUUACUCACCAUACAGUCAUGCGGGAGAUGUUGCCCUGCACACUGAAGCUGCCUAGAAACUCUCAGAAUCCUACUUUCAAAGAUACCGACAAAGACGACAAAGACGAAGAUCCAGAUUAUCAGCGGUUAUCAGACUUUUCAACCAUGAUGGCUGACCUCAAAAUGUAGCUCUCCAUGGAUAUAUAAUGUUAUAUUUCAAACACACAAGCACACACACACAACCCCCCCUCCUCAUUUUCAUUAUAAUUAUUAUUGGUUAUUAUAAAAAGAAACAAAAAAAAACGCUGGUGGAUUGGCAGAAUCGAAAGAGCACUGAACGGACAAAAUGCCUUGUGGUAUUUAGUUACGGUUCUCUUUACGAUCUAUUUAAAAUUUUUUUUUUUUUUGUUUUCUUUUGUCUCUGUUCUAAGUUCAAAUUCCGCUGAGAUCAACUUUGCCUUUUAUUCUUCAGAGGAGCAUGGGGACAAGGGUUCAAUAAAACAUGAACUACCAACCAAAUACAUGAGGGACAGCAAGGUUGGGGGUUUACGUUGAUUGGUGCAUUUCGACUUUACAUUACCUGCCCUCACAAAAUCUGUGGCCUUGUGCCUAUGUAAAAAAAAAAAAAAAAUCACCAUUAAUAUUA